Anoplopoma fimbria (sablefish) is the source of this 2776-nucleotide messenger RNA. It is a transcript of the gene cebpg, whose product is annotated as CCAAT enhancer binding protein gamma. NCBI's taxonomy places the organism in Eukaryota, Metazoa, Chordata, Actinopteri, Perciformes, Anoplopomatidae. Gene Ontology annotation, molecular function: RNA polymerase II cis-regulatory region sequence-specific DNA binding; DNA-binding transcription factor activity, RNA polymerase II-specific. The record is from RefSeq and is a predicted model, not a curated record. Gene Ontology annotation, biological process: DNA-templated transcription; regulation of transcription by RNA polymerase II.
CCUCUCCAUGUUCCAAACAAAAACAGAGCGUUCAGGUUCCACGAGAGAACCCGCGUUCUACGAGAGAACCCGCGUUCCACGGGACCAGCUACGGGAGAGAGCUACGGGAGAGAGCGACGGGAGAGAGCUACGGGGUCUACGGAACCAGCGACGGGACGAGCACCGGAACCAGCCACCGGGUCCGUGAAGGCAUCUUCUGUUUCCUGUCACACCUGAGGAUCCUCAGACAUCAGCACCUGAAGGCAUCACAUCCAAAUGAGCCGGCCGUCGCAGGCUAAACUAACCACAUCGCAGCACAACGGGGUGAGCGUCAUCCAGAGUCAGGCCACCGCCCACGCCGCCGCGUCCUCCUCGUCCGUGACCGGCCUGCAGCAGGUCCCCCAGCUCCCCCCAGCCGGAGGCGGUGAGGCCGCCCCCAGCAAGAUGAAGAAGCCCUCCGCUGAGAAGGACAGCGACGAGUACCGCCAGCGCCGCGAGCGCAACAACCUGGCGGUGAAGAAGAGCCGCAUGCGCAGCAAGCAGAAGGCCAUGGACACGCAGCAGCGCGUCAACGAGCUGAAGGAGGAGAACGAGCGUCUGGAGGCCAAGAUCAAGCUGCUGAGCAAAGAGCUGAGCGUCCUCAAAGACCUCUUCCUGGAGCACGCCCACAACCUGGCCGACAACGUGCAGCCGCCCGCCGGCGCCACGGGCUCCAGCCCCGCCCCCAACACCGCCAACGGGCAGUGAGGGGGCGGAGCCUCAGGGACCUUUUGAUUACCGGGAGCUUUCACCUGCUGCAGCUUCUCUGUCACAUCUUCCUCACGCUCGUCUUCAUCACUCUGCUCUCUCACAUUUAACCCUCUGACAGAAUGUUUCCCACAAUCCUCCUGGGUCAACAAACAAACCUAUGAGUCUAUUUAUUGAGUUCAGUGAAACGCUGAGAGAGAGAGAGGUGAACAGACUGAAGGAUCCAUCAGUCGCGUUAUUGAUCCGGAUCAUCAGAGGAACGGGAGGACUAACUGGGAGGUCUGGAGGACCAGAACACUUUUCCACUGAGACCAGAAUGAGUCCAGAGUCGGCUGGAAGAAGAAUAUUGUUUUUACACGUUUGUUUGUUCUGUUGUUCUAACGUUCUUCAUCAAACCUGAUCUUUGUUUGAACAGUUCUAUUUAUACAGAAACAGCACCUUCAACCUCUGAGACGAGAUGAGAUGAUCUGAGAUGAUCUGAUCCUUAUUGGGGGAAACGUUCAGGAGUCCAUCUCUCUCAAACAGAAUUCUUUAUUUCAUCUUUUAAUGAGUGAAGUUGACAGAAUGAAUUCUAUGACUGUGUGAAGGUUAAAGGAGACAAACUGAGCUGAUCAGUUUCUGAAUCAAUCAUCUGAUCAACAGGACGUUCUGUUGUAGAACCCUUCAGCUCUAGUCUCUACAAUCAAUCUAUAAUCAAUACUGAUCACUGACAGUUAUCAUUACUCACCCCUAUAACACUCAAAGAUCAAAUAUGACGUAUGAUCAAAAUAUCUGCUGAUGGCUUUGAUGGGCUAAUCAAUGUCUUUAUUGAUUAGCCGUGACGUUAAGUGAGACUGAAACAACAAACACUGAUUCAUCUUUAUUCGGUAAAACAUUAAUAUGAGUGACAUCAGAGAGAAGCUGGGGCGUGUUUGGACGUUUUAUUGAUUAUUGAUCAACUUCCUGUUUUUAACCAAUAAUCCUUCAGAGACUCCUCUAAAGAUGAAGGUGGAGUAAUCUGUCUCACCAUGACUCCACCUGGUGCUGUGUCCGCUCACGUGUGUGUGUGUGUGUGUGUGUGUGUGUGCGUGCGUGUGCGUGUUGCUGGGCGGACCCCGACACCUCACAGCUUUAAUUAAACCCAGCAUGCCACAGAGGGGCGGGGCUUAUCCCGACAGCUUCAGAGGGCGUGGAGUGUUUUCUUCAGGAGCUUCACCGUCUGCAGGAAUGUUGUGGUUCGUCUGAGUCCUGCUGCUCCAGAGACGCUCCGCACGACGUUUGAAUAACGUUAAAAUAACGUUAAAACAAUGUUUCUAUAAUGUUAAAAUAACGUUUGAAUAACGUUAAAACAAUGUUUCUAUAACGUUAAAAUAACGUUUGAAUAACGUUAAAAUAACGUUAAAACAAUGUUUCUAUAACGUUAAAACAACGUUAAAACAAUGUUUCUACAACGUUCCCAACCUUAUUAUAGAGUUCUAAAGCUGUUCUAUCAGUUCUUCUCCACUAUUUCUAUCACAGAAAUCAAUAACUUCCUGUUCGUAGAGCGAACUGAGAGGAGCAGGUUCUGGUUCUGGUCUCCUCAUAAUGUUCCUUCAUUCAGGUUCAUGUCCUCUUUGUUUCCUGUUUCCUUGGAGACAAAGCUUCAGGAAUGAAGACGAUCUGAUGCUUCAUCAGGAUCAAAUCAAGAAUCAAAUGAUCAGCUGAUGUUUGUUUACGUUUGGGGGAGACGUUGUAGAAGCGUUGGAGGUCCGUUGUAGAAGCGUUGGAGGUCCGUUGUAGAAGCGUUGGAGGUCCGUUGUAGAAGCGUUGGAGGUCCGUUGUAGAAGCGUUGGAGGUCCGUUGGCGGCUCUUGGCGGCUCUUGGCUCAGCCGUGAUGUUUUUCACUUUUCUACCGUGUGUUUUCUACUCUUCUCUUCCAGCAGCAUGUCCUCUGAGAGUCUCUGCAUGAGGUGCGUUUGUUUUAUGUGUCGGGUGUUUGUUCUGUCUGAAUGUUGCUGGGCAGCAUUUCUCUGAGGCCCUCAGCUUUUUAUAUCACAGGAAUCUGGGUAACGUGCAUUGUAAAUUAAAAUUC